ACAGUGCUGCAAAAAUUGCUUCAGUCUCGCACCGAUUUUGGGAACAUUUGUCCGGGAUGGCAGUGCAAUACAGUAUCAAUACAAAAAGGACUAUGUUCUCCAGAAUAUCGAAAACGCCAAUAUAGACAACUCCGAGCGUUCCUCGAUCUGGGAUGAGGCUGCGGUGCCGUGCUGUGCCGCUCAGACUCGGCAGGGCGAACUGUCGCUGCGACCAGCCGCGGAUCCAUCGUGUGAGAGCCGUGUUCUUCUGCCUAUGGGGUCUGCUGGCCAUAGCCCUGGCGCUCGGCUUCUCGCUCUCCAGCAACGACGCUGACAGCGACCAAGUUCUCAUUCACAUACCUGACCUGACGAAGGACAAGCUCUCCCACAGACCCCGGAAGCGCACGGUCGCCCUGGUGCGUCAGCUGGUGGCGCAGGUGGACGGGCACCGGUUGUGGCAUGCGUUCCUCAAGCCCCUCCUCAUCGAGAGGCAGCCGGGCAGCAAGGGGAGCCGCGCUGUGCGUAAGCACAUCUCCUCACGACUGUACACACUGUCCGCUGGCUGGACGGUGGAGUUUGACUCGUUCAACCACGCCACGCCGCGCGGCCCCAUCAACUUCUCCAACAUCCUGGCGGUGCUGGACCCCCUGGCUCCUCGGCGCCUCCUGCUGGCCUGCCACUACGACACCAAGGCGUUGCGCGUCGCCCCCAGCGGGGCGGUCAAGGUGUUCGUGGGCGCCAGCGACUCGGCCGUGCCCUGUGCCAUGAUCCUGGAGCUGGUGACGGCGCUGGAUGAAUACCUCAAGGUGCUGAAACAGCAGAGGAUCUCUCAGGUGACCCUGCAGCUGGUGUUCUUCGACGGGAAGGAGGCGAUCGAGGAGUGGACGGCCAACGACUCUCUCUACGGCUCGCGGCACCUGGCUCAGAGGAUGGCCCAGAUACCUCACCCACCCGGCGCCACGGAAACCACUUUGAUCGACGCAGUGGACCUGCUGUUGUUGUUGGACCUCAUUGGAGCUCCUGCUCCGAUGUUUGUGAAUCACUUUGACAACACGGGCCGCUGGUUUGAUCGCCUCAUGUCUGCAGAGAAGAGACUGCACACUCUGGGCCUGCUGGCGUCCCACCCCAACCCCCAGAGCUACUUCACCAAGGAUGUGCCCAUGGGUCCAGUGGAGGACGACCACGUGCCUUUCCUGGAGAGAGGGGUCCCCGUGCUGCACAUGAUCGCUACGCCCUUCCCUCCGUUCAUGCACACCGUCGACGACACCGCCAGCAACGUCCACGUCCAGACGGUGGAGAAUCUGACCAAGGUCCUGGCCGUGUUCCUGUCCGAGUAUCUGGGCCUUUAGACGCUCCGUGGCCUCCGCCUCAGCACUUUACGCCGUCGGGAUGAAGAGGAGGGAGAGAGAGGGAGG
Molecule: messenger RNA, 1394 nt
Organism: Sardina pilchardus (European sardine)
Lineage: Eukaryota; Metazoa; Chordata; Actinopteri; Clupeiformes; Clupeidae
Gene: qpctlb
Product: glutaminyl-peptide cyclotransferase-like b
Exons: 8
Coding region: 153-1328 (391 amino acids)
Molecular function (GO): zinc ion binding; glutaminyl-peptide cyclotransferase activity
Source: RefSeq, a predicted model, not a curated record